Messenger RNA from Salmo salar (Atlantic salmon), 5253 nucleotides. RefSeq names its product ST8 alpha-N-acetyl-neuraminide alpha-2,8-sialyltransferase 2 (gene st8sia2). NCBI's taxonomy places the organism in Eukaryota, Metazoa, Chordata, Actinopteri, Salmoniformes, Salmonidae. The record is from RefSeq and is a predicted model, not a curated record. Gene Ontology annotation, molecular function: alpha-N-acetylneuraminate alpha-2,8-sialyltransferase activity. Gene Ontology annotation, biological process: N-glycan processing; oligosaccharide metabolic process.
UAAAGCCUCAAAGAGCAGCCAUGGGCUACCCUACUGUAGAAAGCCAUAAAGUGCCUGUACCUUUAAGGUUUAUGGUAUUGUCCAUACUGUUCGUAUCUUGAAUCGCAAUGUAGUUUCAAGCACAAUCUUUCAAAGUUUGACUGGAGAAUUGAGGUGAGGAUGAAAACAGUGCCGCUGCCGUUGAGAAAAAGGAAGAGAAAAAAAUACGUUAUAAAAAUAUAACAACCUGGGAUUUGUUCCGAGACAAAUGGUCUUCGUUCAAGAUUAACAUUGAAGAAUAUUGGUGGAGAUAAUCGAGUAAAAUCUAUAAAUUUCGGCGAUUAAAAGGAUAAUGUAUUCAAUCGAUUUAGAUUUUUGUCGCUUGGAUUAGUUCUGCAGCCUUCUCAGUCAUGCACUUAGAAUUCCGAACAUUGAUGUUUGGAAUUGUAACACUGCUGGUCGUAUUUCUGAUCAUUGCUGAUAUUGCUGAAGUCCAGGAAGAAAUUGGGAAUAUUGGAGGUUCCAGAACAUUGUACUUGCACAGCCUCAUCCCCAAGCCCAACAGAAAUGUAGCAGUGAAAGCCAAUCCUACACCUUUAGUCAAUGAAGGGGAGGACAAGAGUCCUGCUUCUCCUUCAGGCUCUAAAAAUUCCACCAGGCUCUCUUCAGAUAACUGGACCUUCAACAGAACCCUCUCCAGCCUCAUCAGGAAGAACAUCCUGGGGUUCUUUGACCCAGAGAGGGACAUCUCUAUUCUGAAGGGCACAUUGAAACCUGGAGAUGUCAUCCACUACAUCUUUGACCGUCAAAGCACUACCAACAUCUCAGAGAACCUGUACCGGUUGCUACCCACUGCAUCCCCCAUGAAGAACCAGCACCACAGACGCUGUGCCAUCGUAGGGAACUCUGGGAUCCUACUCAAUAGCAGCUGUGGGCCAGAGAUAGACUCCCAUGACUUUGUUAUCAGAUGUAACCUGGCGCCAGUGGAGGAGUAUGCUGGGGAUGUGGGGCAGCGCACCAACCUGGUGACCAUGAACCCGUCGGUGGUGCAGCGGGCCUUCCAUGACCUGGCCAGUGAGCAGUGGAGGGAGCGCUUCCUGCAGCGGCUCCGGGGCCUCAGCGGCAGCGUGCUGUGGAUCCCAGCCUUCAUGGCCAAGGGAGGAGAGGAGAGGGUGGAGUGGGCAAUCCGUCUCAUCCUGCUGCACACGGUGGAUGUGCACACCGCCUUCCCCUCACUGCGCCUUCUCCAUGCUGUCAGAGGGUAUUGGCUGACUAACAAUGUCCAGAUCAAGAGACCCACUACUGGUCUGCUGAUGUACACCAUGGCCACUCGCUUCUGUGAGGAGAUCCACCUGUACGGCUUCUGGCCUUUCCCUCGGGAUUCACAGGGGAAACCAGUCAAGUACCAUUACUAUGACACUCUGACCUACGAGUACACAUCCCAUGCCAGUCCACACGCUAUGCCAUUGGAGUUCAGGACACUGAGUUCACUCCACAGACAGGGGGCGCUGCGACUCAACACUGGCUCUUGUGAUGCAGGAAUGUAAUCUAAAAAAGCAGCAUGGAAUGUACACUGAGUAUACCAAACAUUUGGAACACCUUCCUAAUAUUGAGUCGCCCCCCCCCACCCCCACACACACACACACACACACUUCUGCCCUCAGAACUGCCUAAAUUCGUUCGGGCAUGGACUCUACAAGUUGUCAAAAGCGUUCCACAGGGAUGCUGGCCCAUGUUGACUCCAAUGUUUCCUACAAAGUUGGCUGGAUGUCCUUUGGGUGGUGGACCAUUUCUCACAGCUGUCGUGGAAGAGAGAAUGGGACCAAGGUGCAGCGGGUUGCGUGCUCAACAUAUUUAUUAAAUAAAAUGAGAACGCCACGGAAAAACAAUAAACAAACUAAUGACAGGAACAGAGCCGCAGGCUCAACAAAAUCAGUGCUCUCAAACAACUACCCACAAGUGACAAACAGAAACACACACCUAUUUAUAGGACUCCCAAUCAGAGGCAACUAGAAACACCUGCCUCCAAUUGAGAGUCCAGCACCCAACCGACACAUAGAAAAACUACCCUAGAAUAUACACAUAGAAAUACAAACAUAGACUAGUGACCAAAAACCCCGUAAUACAUAAAUAAACUACCCUCUGCCACGUCCUGACCAAACUACAAUAACAAAAUAUCCUCUAUACUGGUCAGGACGUGACACCAUUCUUGAUACACAAGGGAAACUGUUGAGCGUGAAAAACCCAGCAGGGUUGCAGUUCUUGAUUCUUGACAUAAACCGGUGCACCUGGCAGCUACUACCAUACCCUAUUCAAAGGCACUCUCUGACUGGCACACAUACACAAUCCGUGGCUCAAUUGUCUCAAGGCUUAUAAAUCCUUAUUUUACCUGUAUCCUCCCCUUCAUCUAUACUUAUUGAAGUGGAUUUACCAAGUGACAUCAAUAAGGGAUCAUAGCUUUCACCUGGAUUCACCUGGUCAGUCCGUCAUGGAAAGAGCAGGUGUUCUUAAUGUUUUGUAUACUCAGUGUAUAUCGCCAUCGAAAUGACCCAUACACUUUUGGGAAAAGACCUCUUGCUGAGUUGAUGUUUAUCAGACACAGACAUCUCAAAGGAAAUACUUCCUGUAUGAAACUGUUACAGGACACUUUUAUGAAGCUAUGAAUUGAGUUCAAUGACAGUAUGUAGGAUACUGCAUGUCUAAUUUGGGCUCACAUUGUUGCCCUACAAGAGACAUGAGCAGUGAAUAAUUUUGAAAACAUGUUUACAGUAACCUGUGAAAAUGAUCUAAAACUGAAGCUUGUUGCUUUGUUCAUUGUUAAAUCAACCUAAUUGCUGUUGGUAGGCAAAUUGCUUUUUGUAAAUGAGAAGACUGAAAAUGUUACUGCAUUUGCAUGGCAAGUGUGUCAUGUAAAAUUAAUGUAAUUUCAAAGUUUAUAAAUACUUCCUCCAAGGGCAUUGUUAAUGUGAAUUGAACUACUAAGUUAUCAAUAAUUCGUCCUGACAUUUUGGUCAUUAUUCCUUUGAAUUCUACGAUAAAUCUACUUCAUCAGUACUGUUGGAGACAUUAUGUUAUAUCAUAUCAUAUUAGACAGAUUGAAGGCAGAAACACCAGUCUGCAGGGCAGUAGUUGAACCACAAGAUGGAAGCACUUCUUCAUAGGGGAGCUAUAUGUAAUAUUAUUGCAUUGUAAUACAUUUAAAAAAUCAUUAAUAUAUCUACAGUAAUAGUGAAAUGAUAGUGUUUAACAAUAUUUCCCCAAAAUGUUUUAUUGGGCUCACACAAAAUUGCAUUCUAAUGGUGCAGGCUUCUUAUUGAUUAGCGAAAGACAGACCGUCUCGUUGUCAAAUUGACUGGGGCCAGCAAGUCUCUUGUUGUCAAAUUGACUGGGGCCAGCAAAUCUCUUGUUGUCAAAUUGACUGGGGCCAGCAAAUCUCUUGUUGUCAAAUUGACUGGGGUCAGCAAAUCUUUUGUUGUCAAUUCAACAACGGACCAGUGAAUUUGACAAGAGAUUUGCUGGCCCUAGUCAAUUUGACAACAAGAGAUUUGCUGGCCCCAGUCAAUUUGACAAGAGACAGUUCAUUGUUGAGUUGUUAUGUAGUACCUUUAAUUAGUGAACAUGGGUUCAAGUACAUGCUAAUUUUCAUGUGUGAUGGUUUGUGAGCUCUCACUUUAAAUUGGGAAUUUGAUCAUUGAAGUAGUAGGUGUAGGCCUAGUUUCUUAUCUUGCCUUAACUUCUUCCUCAUCAGGGAAACUGUGUUUGUUUUACAAGGAAUGACAGAAUUGCAUUUCUUUCCUUCUGUUCUGUUUGGAGUUUGGUGUAUGAGUCUUUGAAUAUAGUGUGUUCACUUAUGAAUGUUUUCAUUUAAUUCAAUUUGGAGAUAAGAGGUAACUGCACACAGAAAUCCCUGGAUAAAGCAUGAAUGGCUGAAAAUACAGAACAUUUAUAAUCAAAACAAAAACAAGAUGGUUUCAGCACCUUCACAGCUUAUUAAAUUGAUCCUACAGAUGAUCUACAGAGGCCACAGCAAGUGUUGUAGACAACAACCAGUUGCUUUGUGAGAGGAACCUCUUCAAGCCACAGGACUCCAGUCAUCCAGGGCAGACAUUGGCUAUUAUUAGUUUACCUAGGGUGCUCAGUCAAAGGCAGUGUAGGGUAGUAAUGUUGAAAAGAGGCACUCAACUGGUAUGGAAAAGGUUUGAGGUAAUACAGUCCAACAGGGAAUACACCGAGGUGUUCACACACUACUGUUUACACAGGAACAGCCAACAUCUUCAACCUUUCCCUGAGGUUUUGACAAUGACUUUUUUGGAAUGUGCCUCUUAAGACCAUUUCCAAAUAUAGGUGUUUUUAAGACCUUAGGUUGACAUUGGCUAAUGCUUUGCUGUUAUUCAGAAGGUUGUGGUUGUUUUACUAAAUGCCCCACUCAUCAAUAAGUAGGAAGCAGUUCCUGUGAAAAUGUUUUAUGUUGUCAACUGGACAUCAUAAUCGUCAGACAACUUGUUAUCAACAAAUAAUGUGAACAUUGUUUCUAAACAAAACCAGGGCUUGAGAUGGAAUGUGUGUAAAUAUUUAGCAGUCUGUUUAUAUGCACCUCUAGCUCAAGGGAGCUGUGUUAAAGAAAGUUAUAUUUAAUUCUAAAAGUCGUUUCAAAAGGUUUGGCAAGAUGUUCAGCACUGUAGAAAAUGUUUACUUCCACGGCGGGAACUUGCCUCUGUUAAUAGAAGUUAGUAGAAGUAUUUAAAAUAUUUGUAGUAUGGCCUACUCCAGUCGCAGCCUCUCAUGUGCUCUCACACACGUGAUCAGUCUGCAAAAAAGUGUUGUUUUGAUAGGAUCCUUCUGUAGAAUUACAUGUUGCUCUUAUUACACUGACAAUUAAGUUAAACAUAGAUAUAGUCUUACUAUAGAUGUCAGAAGGCCAUCCAGAGUAAUAGACGCAUUUAUUCCUAAAAGAACUGCUGUGUUUUGCAAGUAGAAACGGUCUGUGACCAAUACAACUAAAUGAAUUACCCCUGAAACAGCCUUGGGAUCACAGCUUGUUGGACAUACUGAAGAGAUGUUCACAUAUCCUUCUGUCAAAAUGUGAUCAUUAUGAACUUUCUUUGGUAUUCUAUUUUGAGGUUUUCCCUUCUGAAGUCUAUAUAUGUCCUCUGAAACACUGUCAACUUUUUUGUUCUAAUUUCUUUGAUGCACAUUAUUGUGUUGGAUCUGAAAGUGCUUUUUGUUUGGAAGGACACCAUACUAAAAUUCCCUUUGUAAAUCUGUUGAAAUAGG